Triticum urartu is the source of this 2285-nucleotide messenger RNA. RefSeq names its product F-box/kelch-repeat protein At1g55270. Lineage: Eukaryota; Viridiplantae; Streptophyta; Magnoliopsida; Poales; Poaceae. Gene Ontology annotation, molecular function: protein binding. The record is from RefSeq and is a predicted model, not a curated record.
UGGGAGCCGCUGACCAUCUCCGGAAAAAACAUGUGUCAGCGCCAACACUAGCCCCCGGUAGAACUUGGGAGCUUGCCCUGUCCGAGCGCCUCCCCGUGUGGCCGCGCCUUCUCCCGGUCGGCGACGCCUCCCUGCUUCCCCUCUAGCUCCGCGUCCCUCAGCCGACUCUCCAGCGACGGCCACCUCCCUCCGACGAGACGCCCGGCCACCCCGUCCUCCCUCAGCACCAGAUCCACGGUCAACGCGGCUUCCUUGCGCGUUCCCACGGCCCCCGGCAGAUCUACGCGGGCGGCGGCCCUCUCUGUCGGUGGCUGCCCCCCCGCUACCCGACGGCCCUCCUUAGCCAUGGUAGAAUCUGUGUCCUGCUACUGCAGGGUAGAUGGAGGCCUUAAAACUGUUGUCAAUGCUAGAAAGUUCGUCCCUGGUGCUAGACUGUGCAUGCAACCUGAUGUCAAACCGAACAAGCGCAAGUCAAGGAGCUCACGCAAGGAGAGGUGCCGAACUCAGGCGCCACUUCUGCCUGGACUUCCUGAUGACCUGGCUAUUUCAUGUCUGAUACGGGUUCCUCGAGUGGAGCACCCUAAUCUUCGUUUAGUCUGUAAAAGAUGGAGCCGACUUUUAUCUGGUAAUUAUUAUUACUCACUGCGGAAGAAAUUUGGCAUGGCAGAAGAAUGGGUUUAUGUCUUCAAAAGGGAUCGUGAUCAGAAAAUAUCUUGGCAUGCCUUUGACCCGGUGCACCAGCUCUGGAAGUCACUUCCUCCAGUACCGCCAGAGUAUUCGGAAGCCGUGGGAUUUGGUUGCGCUGUUCUCAGUGGCUGCUAUUUGUACUUAUUUGGUGGCAAAGACUCAGUGCGAGGUUCUAUGAGGCGUGUUGUAUUUUACAAUACUCGGACAAACAAAUGGCACCGGGCCCCAGAUAUGCUACGGAAGCGGCAUUUCUUUGGUUUUUGUGUCAUAAACAACUGCCUCUAUGUUGCUGGUGGGGAGUGUGAAGGGAUACAGAGAACUCUAAGGUCUGCAGAGGUUUACAAUCCGAACAGGAAUAGAUGGUCUUGCAUUACUGAAAUGAGCAUAGGAAUGGUGCCUUUCAUUGGAGUUGUAUAUGAUGGCAAGUGGUUCCUAAAAGGAUUUGAUUCUCACCGGCAGAUUGUGAGCGAGGUCUAUCUGCCAACAUCCAACAUGUGGUCAACCACUGGUAAUGAACUGGUUGCAGGCUUACGGAAUCCAAGCAUUUCAUUUAACGGUCGUCUUUAUUCAGUGGAUUGUCGGGAUGCCUGCAAGCUAAGAGUUUAUGAUGGGGACAAGGGAUUGUGGACAAGGUUCAUGGACAGUCGACGCCAUCUGGGCAGCUCACGGUCUUUUGAAGCUGUGGCUUUGGUCUCACUGGAUGGAAAGAUCUGUGUUAUCCGUAAUAACAUGGGCAUCACCCUUGUUGAUGUCUGUGACCCAACAACAGUUAUUGAGAUUGACAGUGCCCGCAUGUGGGAGAGUUUUGCCCGGAAGGGCCAGCACAGGUCUUUCAUGGCAAACUUGUGGGCAACAAUUGCAGGGCGUCAUUUAAAGACCCACAUUAUCCAUUGCCAAGUGCUCCAAGUUUGAAUGUGUCUGUCUGUCAAGUGGAUACAUGUUCAAAUGUAUUUAAUUGUUGUCAGAAAGAUAAUCAGAUUUUGAAAGAAAGCCCUUGAUUAGAAGCUGAAAUAUGGAUGCCAGUACGACGACAGUACCCCACGGGGGGGGGAGGCAUCAUGUUACCGCAUUGAACAUCAUCGAUUGAUUCCAUUCCUACAAAUUCUGAGGUGUCAACCAAGUUGCUUGAUGUUUAUCAAAGAGGGGGCCAGAGCAAUGGUUGUCAUCGUGAGACGAACAAGAACCUUCCGUAGCACCAAUGGUGUAUCCGGAAGCACCCGUGAUCUUUCUGAGCUGACACUUUAGGAUUUUGGUUAGCCGAUGCUGCUGGCGAUAGGCAGCAGAAAUUGCACUUCACCCUCAUGUCCAUGGAUGUGGUUUUAUUCCUAUUUGGCAUAUGUAUUGUAGCAGCAGACUAUAUAGACUUGAAAUGUAAGAAAUGGAAUAACAGUGUUUGGUUUGUGCCAAAACCAAUGCUACCCCAAAUUUGGCUAGCCAACGAUUGGCAACAAGUUUGGCUUGAUGAUUUGGGCACAAACCAAAUCACACCCUAAUUCUAUGUUUAUGCUUUGGAAUUCCUUCUUGGCUGGGAACUUUUGGCAUCUGCAAGUGGAUGCAAUGUGGCUAUAUAUUCUGAAUGGAAAAGAUUGUCAUAGAUA